Molecule: messenger RNA, 6353 nt
Organism: Plodia interpunctella (Indianmeal moth)
Lineage: Eukaryota; Metazoa; Arthropoda; Insecta; Lepidoptera; Pyralidae
Gene: m
Product: miniature
Exons: 13
Coding region: 275-2020 (581 amino acids)
Source: RefSeq, a predicted model, not a curated record
GUCAGUCUCCCGCGGCCAUCGCUCGCGCUACACGUCGCGACUCCUCUCGACACUCACCGCACGUGCGUGGCGCAACCCUAUUUGUUGUUCCAAUUUUAAAAGUGCUGUGCCAACUUGUGAAUAGGAUUUUAACUUUUUAAUUCCCCGAUAAAUCCAAACUGAACCAGUUCUAACCAGUGUAGUGUGGUGAUAAUAGAUUAUGUGUGGUGACCACUCGGCCAGCAGUGGGGACCGUAGGUGACAAGUGUGAAUAAAUGAUAGAUUUUAGUGGACAAUGAUCGUUUGGCGAGCGAAGAACACUAGUCGACGGAAAUUCGGUGACUGGUCCAAAAUGGCAUCGGAUGUCGCGUCACAUUUACCAAGAACGGCGUUCGUUUGGCUUGUAUUAGCUUUAAUAUGCCCUGGAGCGUGGGCCGGCGAGUUAUGGCCCAUAGACCGGCCCGAUGGCAUGCCCGUCAUCCAAUCUCUGGAGGUCAUGUGCGGGAAGGACCACAUGGACGUCCAUCUCACCUUCUCACACCCCUUCGAGGGCAUUGUGUCGUCUAAAGGUCAGCAUGGCGACCCCAGGUGUGUCUACGUGCCGCCAUCUACCGGACAAACUUACUUUUCGUUUCGAAUCGCAUAUGCUAAAUGUGGGACGAAGCCAGAUCUCCACGGACAAUUCUACGAGAACACAGUGGUGGUCCAAUACGACAAGGACCUGCUCGAAGUGUGGGACGAAGCGAAGAGGCUCAGGUGCGAAUGGUUCAAUGACUAUGAGAAGACCGCGUCGAAACCACCGAUGGUUAUCGCCGACUUGGAUGUAGUCCAGUUGGACUUUAGAGGUGACAACGUGGACUGCUGGAUGGAGAUUCAAGCAGGAAAAGGUCCAUGGGCACCACCCGUGUCGGGCAUCGUGCCUCUCGGCUCCACACUCACCCUGGUCGUCGCUAUCAAUGACUAUCGAGGUGAAUUCGACAUGCGUGUAAAAUCAUGCGCAGCUUCAGACGGGUCCGGCCACAUCAUCCAGCUAUCUGACGAAUAUGGAUGCGUUUUGCGACCGAAGAUGAUAUCAAGAUUCCUGAAAGCGAAAGCCGCAGACGAGCGAGCGACCGUCAUCACGUACGCUUUCUUCCACGCGUUCAAAUUCCCUGAUGCGUUGAGCGUCCACAUCAGGUGUAAAGUGGAGAUCUGCAGGCAUGGGUGUCUGGAUCAUUGCCAAUUGGCAGGCGUUGCGCAACAGAGGCAUGGGGCUCUGGAUCGGAAGGACGACAGGACGCAUCAAGACCAUAAUGAGAUCAAUGACUCCUCAGCUGAAGGCUCAGAAACCAACAUAGUUGAAGAGCACCAACGGCUCCCAUUAGAAGAGGCUUUCGGAGACGAAGUAUCCGGCGACGCAGUGCCUGCCCCAGCACCUUUGGCAACUGCUCAGCGCCCGCCCGCGCCAGUUAUGGAACCUGAUACCGAUCAUAUGUCUGCAGUAAAUGAGUUGGUGGAAGCUUUGGCGAGGCCCUUCACUGAUCGUCCCUCAGACCUCGUCGACCGCGAACGUUUUCCACAAGGCCCUAGGAAUCUCGGUUCUGACGUCAAGAUAGAACCACUUGGAAACCGCGUAGUAUCAGCCAAAGCGCCAGGACCCGCAGUCGCUGGACCCAGGUCUUUGAGGAAGCGACGAAUGGUCAGAGAUGCCAGGUCAGCUGAUGUCGGAGUGUCGGGCAUUUACGAAGUGGUGUCUGAAGCCGAUCUAGCAUUUGGACCGUCAAAGGAGUCUGUGACAGUAUUCAGUGGAAGGAUUCGGGAAGAGGUGGUGUACGGCAUCUGCAUGGGCGCAGUGAGUUUCGGCGCCCUGUUCGCCUCGGCCGCCGGCGCAGCGGCCGGCGCGGCGCUGGCCGCCGCCGUGAUGCUGCAGCGGCUGCGCGCGCGCCUGCCGCCGUCGCCCGCGCGCGCCGCUGCUCCCGCGCCCGCCUCGCACUCGCUAGCCGCGUGGAUGGCGUUGCGGCUACUUGGAUCACCUCCACCGCAUCACUCAAGAGAGGGUUGAUCUGGGUCCGAGACUGUUUUCUUUUUAGGAUCUUUUGACAACUCCCAUAUACAGAUACAAAAAUUUGUCAUUGUGCUUUAUAGGAUAGACGUCCAACAGUCUCGGAGCUCGUUGGUCGUCGUUCAGCUAGAAAUUGGGCUUAUCGAUGGAUGAGAUCUAUCAUGAUAAGAAAGCCUACUUUAUAGCUAUUUUAGUAGUACUUGUCUAGAACGUGAGUGAGUAGUGUGUUAUGAACGCUUUAUGUGAAGGCUAGAUUGUCAAAUAGACAUUGGUACAGCUGCAUACAAUUUAUUCAACUUUAUGUGUGUUAACCAAGCGUACGCGCAGGUACUGGAAGUAGGUACUACUAAAUUACUAUAAAUUUGUAACUUGUAAGUACAUAUUUAAAAAAAAAACAAAAUAUUUAAAAAAUUUAAACAAUUUCGAUAGACAACGCUUUUAUUUUUCAUUUUCUGCCUAUCAAUAUCCAUAUGGGAGUUUGUCAUUUUUCGUGUAUAGUGAAAUAGUAUCUAAUUUUCGUAGGAAUUUCAUAUUCCAUUGAAGCGUUGAGAUACCUGAAUUGGGAUCAUGUUCCCCUAUCGAAAUAUUAUUAGCACGGUCAGUCAUAUUUAUAUCACUCUUGCACACAAAUAUAGUAUAUUUUAUAUAUGUAAUAGUGGACCAAGACAAAGCAGUUAAGAUUGUGUGUACUUAGCGUUAUUUUCAUGAAACCAAAGUAUACUUUCGUUAAAAAAACGGUGAAAACUUAUUGGCAAUGAUUUUAAGUAGGGUAAGCUAUAUUUUAAUCAUAAAUCUUAACUUUGCUCAUAGUUAUAGUAAUAAAUUUUAGUUCUUACAAUAAAAUGUGUAUUUGUAGGUAAUUAAUGAACCUAUGUAAGGUAAACCGAUUUUGUAAAAAAAAAAUCGAAUAAUAAUAUUUUAACUGUUUUGUCUUUCAUUUAGUUUUAAGAGGAUCUGCUUCGUUACGAGUAGAUACAGUGCGUAUUGUGCUCGGCUCAACUCACACGCCUCCAGUAAAAUAGAAAUUGUGACUCUCCCAUCUCUUUCGCUCGUGAAGUGUGUGAUUGAGACCUUUAACAACGCAUCAGGCAGCGGACACAGAUUUAUUACAUAUAUGUCUCGGUCACACGCCUACACAGAUACAAAAAUGGGUGACUCUUACAUCUCUUUCGGCCGAGAAGUGUGUGACUGAGAUAGGUUGAAUGCGCCCUAAAACUACGCGUAACGCAGCGGAUACACAAACUUAUGAAUCACAAGUUUCGAAGAUGCAAAACUGUUGGUGCUAAUGUGUGCUACGGACAAAGUCCUUUGAAACAUUUCACUGUUGUUGUGAAUAACAUUAUAUUAUACAGUUAAGUUGUACAGAUUUUUUUAUAAUCAUCGUGUUCGUUUAACCUAGCGUUAAGAAUAUUCGUCGAGUCAUGCCAUUAGGUUAAAAGGUUAAGUUUAGUUAAAACGUUUACGUGUUUGCCUGACUUGCUCAAAUGAUAACAUCUUCAUUGCAUGUGUAACGAAGUUUCACCAUUCAAAUUGAUUCUUAACAGAUUCUUAUUAAAAUUAGUAUGGUAUAAUCUAUUAAAGUCAUACGCAAUCACAAAGCUAAAUCGAAAUUCUUCUUCAUAGUCGUAUUCCCCAUGGCUGAGGAUCGUGGUCAUUACGUGGAAUGAAACACACACAAAAACUUUCUUGGCAUUAUCAAUGGAGUGGUUUGCCAUUGCCGUCUCCAUUUCACACACAAGUUAAUAAUAAUCAAACAGUGUGCAGGUUUCUUCACGAUGUUUUCCUUCACCGGAAGCAAGUGGUAGUCGAUGAAAACUACUUUACAUGAGUCAGAUUGGCAUGAGUCAGACAAACUCAUGUGGUACACAGGCGGGUGUCUUAAAUCGAUUUUAAUUAGCUGUGUUUCAACACACAGAACAGCUUCGGUGGAGUCCCGCUCAGUCGUUUCAUAUUAUAAAGUUUAACAUUGGCGUAAAAGCCAUAAUACCGCAUUGUUCAGUCGUACUCCGUCUUUUUCACGUUCACGAGGAAAUAUCGACGUACGUCAUCGCACGUCAGUGUCAAAACCUAUAGAAAACAACUGGGUGAAUUUUACGUCUGUUUUAAUGCGGAGUGUGGCGUGUAGCGUUUCAUUAGUGUCGCACGUUUUUUUUAAAUGAAGUAUCAUUCUUUUUAAAUCAAACAUUUAUAAAAUUUACAUUGUACCAGUACUUUACUUAUUUAUAAAAUAGGAUAAUUAAAUUGAUUACUGUGUAUGGUACAAUUUAAUAAACACUAAUGACAGCCCACGGCGGCGUUCAAAGAGCUCGUGAAAUUCACCCAACUAGGUUCUAAAUUGACGUAAAGCAGUUGAGGCAUAUAAUUUUGCCUUGAUCCGUUGCAGCGUCCACGUAUAGGAGCAACGCAGCUAAUAUAUUUAUGUUGUAUAAUAUUUUGAUAGUGGCUUCGAUUACUUUGAUGAAGAUGAUAUUUAUAUUUUAUGUAUAUUUUUGUGCAUAAAAAUAGGCUAGUUGAUUGGAUUUAUUGAAGUAUUUUUUAGAAUAUAAUGUGUAAAAAUCCAACGACGAUCUGCCUAUAAAGCGUUAUUCAUUUAAUUCUAAUUAAAAUAAAUGGCAUUUAAUAUUUUGAGAAAUACGCUUUUAUUAAACUUUUAGUUAUUAGUAAAUUGUUUUAUAUUCAUUAUUCUUUAUUUAUUUUUAUAUGUGCACUAACUAAGCGCGAAUUGAAUUACACAAAUCUGAAAAAAAUUGAACAUUAAGUUUUAGAAUGACUUUUGUAUUAUUUAUUGUUAAAAUCAGUUGAUAUAAUUACAGAGCACAGUCGACAGCACAUGAACAAUAUCAUUGGAAAUUUGCAUUUAUAUCUAUCGCAUGGAGUUCUAUUUAGGGUAACUUGACUUUCAGUCGACUGUAUAUUUUAUUACAAAAAAGUUUAUCUGUUUUUUACUUUUUCCAGUUACAGUAAAUAAAACUUUGCAAUUAUUUUGUAGCAUUAGUUACACUGAAUAUUAGAGUUUAAGACGUUUAAGUUAUAUUUAAGUAAUAAAUUGUAUAAUACUGAAACACCAAUGAAAGCAUACAUAUAAUACUCUCGAUAAAUACUGCUUUUAGUGCAUUUCCCUUUUAGUUUGCUCCAAGUUAUUUUAUUUGUCUUUAACUUAUUAUUUUUUAGUUAUGACUAGUAUAACUUUUAGUAUAAUUAUACUUAAUGAUAGUAAAUCAAAAUGGAUUGAGAGAUCGAUUUUAAAUUUAACUUGUACAAUAAUAACUCUUUAUUUUCAGUAGGUACACACGUUAGGGUAAGGAGCGGAUGGGCGCCGGCCUAGGGCGCGUGAAUACAAAGGGGCGCCGCAGGUGUAACCCUAAAGUACCGACAGAGCAUAGAUUUCUCAUAAAAAUGUACCCAAAUAUUGUAUGAUAAAUGAAAACGCAGAUAUUUUUAAAUGGGUGAAAACUUUGGAAUAGAUUGUCCAAUAUGAAACCUAGAUUAGAACUGUGUUAACCCAAAUGACAGGAUAUAAUAAUGUUGAAAUAUUCGCGGUUGGAAUAUAUUGGUAUUAGAUACAUACCGCAGGCUUCAUACAGAACUGAAGAGAAUGACCAGCAACAAAGCCAAGCUGUUAUCGUACGAUACUACUAUAGUAAAACUGAUUAGCUAUUCGCGACACACAUUGAAUUGGAGCAGUCCGAAAGGCACGUGUGUUUUGCAUAUAUAUCCUCACUUUUGCAUAUGAAAUAACUGGGGUGCCUCGAAAAUUUUGCCCAAGUCGCUUGUAGUGCUAAAACCGGCACUAGACCUUUUGAUAGUUCUAUGUUACUAAGAAUGAAGUGUAAUUUUUAGGUUAUGUAUUAAUUAUAUAUAAUCAAAAUCUUCACUUCUCUUACAAAUAUAACUUCAAUUUAUUGUCAACUAUUUGGCUAACUCUAUCAAACAUGAUAAGAUGAUCAGUUAUCAAAAUACCUAAGUAUAGUAUUUACUUUUUCGAAGUUGAAAGUAAAAUUAUAAAAUACUGGCCGAUAAGAAUCGGUCUCUCAUCCACAAUUUUUGUAACAUUCCACCCAAAAACUUUGCAUUUAUUUUAGCAGAACUAUUAUUUUGUAAGUUUGAGUAUGCGAGAAUAUUCUCUGAGUGCAAUUUUAUUUUUAUUAAUAAAUCAUUAAAUUCUCCUUCCAUGGGUUGUGGUAGUACUAUCGGUUCUUCUACGUAUUCAGGGGAAUAUUUAUUGUUUUUUUUUUAUAUUAAAAUAAUAUCUUUGUAUAGAUGCGACGAUGUGUUUAACGCGUAAGCACCUGUUAAUUUGUUUAAUGGAAUAAAAUGUAUGUUGAAACAAUAA